Mandrillus leucophaeus (drill) is the source of this 1848-nucleotide messenger RNA. It is a transcript of the gene INTS11, whose product is annotated as cleavage and polyadenylation specific factor 3-like. Gene Ontology annotation, biological process: snRNA processing. Gene Ontology annotation, cellular component: nucleus. The record is from RefSeq and is a predicted model, not a curated record. The transcript has 9 exons. Lineage: Eukaryota; Metazoa; Chordata; Mammalia; Primates; Cercopithecidae. The coding region runs from base 431 to 1570 and encodes 379 amino acids.
GUGCCCUCACUGAACGCUGCCUGCUGUGCCGAGGGGCUGUAUGGCCAGGCUCCUGCCGUGUGUGUCCCCAGGUGCUGAUCCCCGUGUUCGCGCUGGGCCGCGCCCAGGAGCUCUGCAUCCUCCUGGAGACCUUCUGGUAGGUGCCACCGGGAUGGCUCUCUCAGGAGCCCCUGGCCCAGCCUGCACAGUUCAGUCGGUGGGCAGCCCUGCCCAGGGUGCUGGUGGCAUCUCAGCCCUGCUUGCUGCUGUCCUGGGGGGCUGCUUGUGUGCUGUGUGACCCCAGGAGGCCUGUGACGUCCGGUCAGCGUCACUGUCUGCGGCUCUUGUAGGGGUUCCUGGUCCUCCGCUGAGCCUGGCUGCUUUAGGGCUUAAUGGGACAUAGGCUGAGGGCACUGGCCUCCUGUGGUUGCGACUGGACUCAGCCCGGCCCAUGCAUGGGCUGUGCAGAUACAGGUGUGGGGGUGACCCGGCCGAGUCCUGCCCUGCAGUGUCCUCCCCUGUGGCCGCUGUGCUGACCGGGCCGGUGGUCCCCAGGGAGCGCAUGAACCUGAAGGUGCCCAUCUACUUCUCCACGGGGCUGACCGAGAAGGCCAACCACUACUACAAGCUGUUCAUCCCCUGGACCAACCAGAAGAUCCGCAAGACUUUCGUGCAGAGGAACAUGUUCGAGUUCAAGCACAUCAAGGCCUUCGACCGGGCUUUCGCUGACAACCCAGGGCCGAUGGUUGUAUUUGCUACGCCAGGGAUGUUGCACGCCGGGCAGUCCCUGCAGAUCUUCCGGAAAUGGGCCGGAAAUGAAAAGAACAUGGUCAUCAUGCCCGGCUACUGCGUGCAGGGCACCGUGGGCCACAAGAUCCUCAGCGGGCAGCGGAAGCUGGAGAUGGAGGGGCGGCAGGUGCUGGAGGUCAAGAUGCAGGUGGAGUACAUGUCAUUCAGCGCACACGCGGACGCCAAGGGCAUCAUGCAGCUGGUGGGCCAGGCAGAGCCGGAGAGCGUGCUGCUGGUGCAUGGCGAGGCCAAGAAGAUGGAGUUCCUGAAGCAGAAGAUCGAGCAGGAGCUCCGAGUCAGCUGCUACAUGCCGGCCAAUGGCGAGACGGUGACGCUGCCCACAAGCCCCAGCAUCCCCGUAGGCAUCUCAUUGGGACUGCUGAAGCGGGAAAUGGCGCAGGGGCUGCUCCCCGAGGCCAAGAAGCCUCGGCUCCUGCACGGCACCUUGAUCAUGAAGGACAGCAACUUCCGGCUGGUAUCCUCAGAGCAAGCCCUCAAAGAGCUGGGUCUGGCCGAGCACCAGCUGCGCUUCACCUGCCGCGUGCACCUGCACGACACGCGCAAGGAGCAGGAGAUGGCGUUGCGCGUCUACAGCCACCUCAAGAGCGUCCUGAAGGACCACUGUGUGCAGCACCUCCCGGACGGCUCUGUGACUGUGGAGUCCAUCCUCAUCCAGGCCGCUGCCCCUUCUGAGGACCCGGGCACCAAGGUGCUGCUGGUCUCCUGGACCUACCAGGACGAGGAGCUGGGGAGCUUCCUCACAUCUCUGCUGAAGAAGGGCCUCCCCCAGGCCCCCAGCUGAGGCCGGCAUCUCACCCAGCCACCACCUCUGCCCUCUCCCAGCUGGACAGAGCCGGGCCUGCACUUCAGACUGUGGGUGCCCUGAGUGAACAGACCCUCAGGUCCCAUCCCUGGGGACAGAGACCGUGUGUCAUGUGCCCACCCAGGCAGCUGUUUCCAGCUAAAGAGAAACUGGCCUCCGGGCUGUCUUGCCUUUAUUCCUGCUCCUGGGCCCCCAAACGAUGGUUAGGGCAGGGAGUCCCGGACAGCAGUUUCCAGUAAAAGCUGAACGAAAGGCUA